Labrus mixtus (cuckoo wrasse) is the source of this 2947-nucleotide messenger RNA. RefSeq names its product polycystic kidney disease 2-like 1 (gene pkd2l1). Gene Ontology annotation, molecular function: muscle alpha-actinin binding; calcium ion binding; calcium-activated potassium channel activity. Gene Ontology annotation, biological process: detection of mechanical stimulus; potassium ion transmembrane transport. NCBI's taxonomy places the organism in Eukaryota, Metazoa, Chordata, Actinopteri, Labriformes, Labridae. The transcript is spliced from 15 exons. Gene Ontology annotation, cellular component: membrane. The coding region runs from base 68 to 2422 and encodes 784 amino acids. The record is from RefSeq and is a predicted model, not a curated record.
UCUGCCUUACUUUCCUCUCUGAUCUUAAACCAGCUGUUUAUACAGAAAAACUUAGGCAUCCAACAGCAUGAAGUGCCUGAACAACCGAGCUGAGAGCCACCUGACUGGACAAGUUGAGUGUGAGUUGGACAGUAAGGGCAUGGGGGCAUGGGUAAACCAGGGCUUCUGCAGCACCACUCCACCCCUGCCCCAAGCUCUAGACACAAUCUACAACCCUCAGCCCCUUUUCCAGGACUCCAUGGACAGCAUGUACCGACUGGACAACCCCAGCCCAUUCCCAAAAGGGUCCCCAUCUACUGACAAAAGCCUGGCGAAGAAACAAAAAGGCUGCUGCUUUUUUGUCAAAGGCUUGUGGGGCACAACAUUGACUGAAAACACCUCAAACAACAGGGAACUGUUUGUCCGAACCACACUACGGGAGUUACUGAUCUAUCUCUUGUUUCUGGUGGAUAUAUGUCUCUUGACAUACGGUAUGACCAGCUCUAGCACGUACUACUACACUAAAGUCAUGACUGACCUGUUUGUGAAUACAGCCAGUGAAAGUGGAGUUAGGUUUCAGUCCAUUAGCACAAUGGCCGACUUCUGGACCUAUACCCAAGGCCCCUUACUUGAUGGUCUCUACUGGAAUAAAUGGUACAACAACCAGUCCAUGGACAGUGGAGACAAGUCCUUUAUCUACUAUGAGAAUAUGCUGCUGGGAGUCCCCAGACUGAGACAGGUCAAGAUUAUGAACAACUCCUGCAAGGUCCACAGCAGCUUCCAGGACGAGAUAAUAGGGUGUUUUGAUGUAUACAAUGAAAAGAAGGAGGAUGACCUUAGAUUUGGUCUCUUCAAUGGCACUGCCUGGACCUAUCAUACGGAAAAAGAAAUAAAAGGUUCCUCUCACUGGGGAUUGCUGACCACAUACAGUGGAGCAGGAUACUAUCAAGACCUGGGUCGGACAAAAGAGGAGAGCACAAUCGUUCUGAGGGAACUGGAAGACAACCUGUGGCUUGACAGAGGAACCAGGGCAGUCUUUGUCGACUUUUCAACUUACAAUGCAAACAUCAACAUGUUCUGUGUCAUCAGGUUGUUGAUUGAGUUCCCAGCAACUGGUGGAGCAAUCCCUUCCUACCAGAUAAGAACAGUAAAACUGAUUCGGUACAUCACCAACUGGGAUUACUUUAUCCUUGGCUGCGAGAUAGUCUUCUGUUUAUUCAUUCUCUACUAUGUUGUUGAGGAGGUUCUUGAGCUACAAAUACACAAGUUUUUUUAUUUCAAAAGCAUUUGGAACAUUCUAGAUAUUGUUGUCAUCAUGCUUGCCAUCGUUGCCAUUGUAUUCAAUAUAUUCCGAACCAUCAAAGUGGACACAUUGCUUGGCAAACUGCUGGAGCAGCCUGAUACCUAUGCUGAUUUUGAAUUUCUUGCCUUCUGGCAGACACAGUACAACAACAUGAAUGCAGUAAACUUGUUCUUUGCAUGGAUCAAGGUUUUCAAAUACAUCAGUUUUAACAAGACCAUGACUCAGCUGUCCUCCACACUGGGUCGAUGUGCCAAAGAUAUCUUGGGCUUUGCCAUCAUGUUCUUCAUUGUAUUCUUCGCCUAUGCGCAACUUGGAUAUCUGCUCUUUGGGACAGAGGUUGAUUCUUUCAGCACCUUCAUCAAGUGCAUCUUUACACAGUUCAGGAUAAUUCUUGGAGACUUUGAUUAUGAUGCUAUCGACCGUGCUAACAGAGUCCUUGGACCAAUCUACUUUGUCACCUAUGUAUUUUUUGUUUUCUUUGUUCUACUGAACAUGUUUCUGGCCAUUAUAAAUGACACUUAUUCUGAGGUUAAGGAGGAGCUUUCAUCCCAAAAAGAUGAGCUACAAAUUACUGACAUCAUCAAGCAGCGUUACAUGAAGACAUUUUCAAAGUUGAAAAUUAAAAAGGAGAAAAUAUCAGAUGUUCAGAAAGCACUACAAUCUGGAUCUGGAGAAAUUGAAUUUGAGGACUUUAGAGAAACUCUUAAAGAGAUGGGACAUGCUGAUCAUGAAAUUUCAGCAGCCUUCUCACGGUUUGACCAUGAUAGCAACCAAAUUCUGGAUGAGGUUGAACAGGAGAGAAUGAAAAUCGAGCUGGAGGAAAAGAGGGAUGCUCUUUGCGCUGAACUCAACAAUCUUGGAAUUAAUUACAGGGAAGAAUUACUUGACAAGCCUUCUGUUACAGCCAAUGAGCAGAAAAACCCAUUGGUUCAUAACUUUGUGAACAAGGAGACGUUUGUGGGACUGGUCCAACAGGUUCUCCACCUUGAGAGCACCUUGGCAGGGAUCACAUCCAGAGUGGAGUUGAUUAUGGAGAAACUGAGAGAGAAACAAGAGAAAGCUGAUGGAAACGGAACAGCAGGGGAACUUCUUGUUACUAAUAAUGUGUGCAAAGUCUUGUUGGGGAGGAAGUUACCUUAGAUCGAAACGUCCUUAUCUGUUUGGAUAGUCUCAUCAAGGAGAGUUUGCAGCAACACCAUAUACAACUGUCAUAUGGGAUUAACCUCUGAGACAGGAGGAUGAACAAGUCACAAAGCAACAAUAUUUAAUGUUUCAGAAAUGUUUUCAGUUAGAUAAACAAUUGACUACUGGCAGAUAUUCAACCCUGUCCAUCUUGAGUAACAGCUCAUCAUUUCAAGGCAAUUUGUAAACUGUAUCAUUUCUUUAAGUCUUUGCUUAGAAAAACUGUACGUAAACUUGUUAUAGUAUUCUCUCAGAUACAUACAAUAAACAUACUUUGUGUUGUAUAAUAUAAAUGUAACUUUAGAUUAGAAAAAAGUUGUGCAAUAUGAGAGAAAUUCACUAUAAGAGACUAUAAGGAAAUAUAUAUAGUACCUAAUAUCUGAAUGUUUGCGAAGGUGGUUGAUGUUUAGCAGUGAUUCAAUUCUUAGUUGCUGAAAGCUCCCAGCUCAUUUGCACAUUAAGGGCAUAAAUCGUUUGCAUAAU